CCCCUUGUGGAGGACAACCGUGCCAGGAAAUAGAGUACAAAUGCCAGUUGACAUUGCGCAAAUUAGACGCAGUGAUGAUUUUCUUCGACACCUAGUUUACAGCCGAAGGCGUCUCCUGUUCCGCAGACUACGCAGUCUCAGUUCAGCCGCACCUACUUUUUUGUACGUAUAUACGUUGGUUUAGUUUUGCGCAUUCCGUAAAUAAAUCUCAUUUUGCUGGUGAUCCCAGUUAUCUGUCAUGACGUACGCCAUGACUACUGCUGUAGCAGUGACAGCUGGAGUGUUGGUGUUCUCAACUGUUGCUCUACUAGGAUACUUGUACCUUGGCAAAAAGAAGAAACCACUGGUCACCUUGCUUGACCCCUCUGAAAAAUACAAACUGAGACUUAUUGACAAAGAGGUUAUUAGCCACGAUACACGCAGGUUUCGUUUUGCCCUGCCAAGCCCACAGCAUGUCCUAGGCCUGCCUGUAGGAAAACAUGUGUACCUCUCUGCCCGGAUUGAUGGAGACCUGAUUGUGCGUCCUUACACUCCUGUCUCCAGUGAUGAUGACAAGGGAUUUGUUGAUCUGGUUGUUAAGAUCUACUUUAAGAAUGUUAACCCUAAGUUUCCCGAAGGAGGAAAGAUGUCUCAGUACCUAGAGAGCUUGAAGCUUGGAGAUGUGAUUAAUGUUAGAGGACCAGGAGGCUUACUCGAAUACAAAGGGAAUGGGCAGUUUGCCAUACAGGCUGAUAAGAAGUCCCCAGCUGAAAUCAAGAAGGCCAGUUCACUGGGUCUCAUCGCUGGUGGAACAGGCAUCACCCCUAUGCUGCAGCUAAUCCGUGACAUUAUGAAGAGCCCUAGUGAUUCUACUAAGUGCAGGUUGCUGUUUGCCAACCAGACUGAGAAGGAUAUCCUCCUGAGGGAUGAGCUUGAAGAGAUCCAAGCCAGACAUCCAGAUAAAUUUAAGCUGUGGUUCACAGUGGAUCAGGCUCCUGCAGACUGGGAGUACAGUUUGGGCUUCAUUGAUGCAGACAUGAUCCAGGAGCAUCUUCCAGACCCCAGUGAUGACUGUAUGAUCCUCAUGUGUGGGCCACCUCCAAUGAUCCAGUUUGCCUGCAACCCCAAUCUGGAUAAGUUGGGCUAUAGGCAGAAUCAACGCUUUACCUAUUAACCAAUAGCCUCUGUGCUCAGCCCAAAGUUGCUACAAAUACAGCCCAGAGUUACUAAAAACACAAUCUUCAAAGCAUUUCCAUAUGCACACACUAUUUUCAGUGGGCCUCACAAAGCAGACUCACCACUGUAACACUGAGAAUCUGAUCAGAUCAGAUCUCAAAUACUAUGUAAGCUCCAGUACAGAUAUUUCAAAUUAACCAUUUGGUGUUCAUGAACAGCAUGAACAUGAAUGUAUGGUAUUAGCUGCUUCAAACUGCCACCCUGACAUUACUGGUGCCUUUAAUUUUUUAUUGUUUAGAGCUAUAUUCGGUGUUUCACUCAGCCAAGUGAGCAUUUAGGUUGUUAUCACAAAAUGUUUAUGCUGAUAUGCACUUGAUAUGUUUUGAUUUUAAUGACAUCUCCAGUUGGAUAUUUUUGCUAUAAUCACUGUUUCUGCAUUCUGUCUGUAUUGAAUUUAUUUGACCAAAAUAUAUGAAUAUGGAAAAAAGA
Messenger RNA from Pangasianodon hypophthalmus (striped catfish), 1644 nucleotides. Its product is annotated as NADH-cytochrome b5 reductase 1. The record is from RefSeq and is a predicted model, not a curated record. Bases 239 to 1153 code for a protein of 304 amino acids. Gene Ontology annotation, cellular component: mitochondrion. NCBI's taxonomy places the organism in Eukaryota, Metazoa, Chordata, Actinopteri, Siluriformes, Pangasiidae. Gene Ontology annotation, molecular function: FAD binding; oxidoreductase activity. The transcript is spliced from 9 exons.